AUGGCUACGGUGAUCUCACGAUGGGAUCGGCAACGGCGACAGAUCCGCCUUCAUCCGCGCGGCAGUUUAUUCCCGAGGAAAAAGCUAUUGAGAUAUAUUCUCUUCACACUCGCGGUUAUUGCAAUCCUUCCCCCUCUCUACUUCCAUUUCAGUCUCCGCCGAUUUAACCAGCUACAAUUGCGAAAAUGCAGCUGGAUGCGAAGUCCUCCUUUAGUGUGUGCUCAUGGGGGUGACUCUACCAAGGCUUUCCCCAACACUAUGGAUGCAUAUAAUAUUGCUUUAAGUUCUCAAGUUGAUUGCAUAGAGAUUGAUGUUUCUCGUUCAUCAGACGGAGUAUUGUUUGCUCUACAUGACAGGGAUCUGCAGCGAAUAUCUGGGAACGGUACUUCUAAAGUUGGUCAUUUAAGUAUGAAAGAGAUUGUAGAUCUCGGUUCUAGUCAUCAUCAUUUACUGGAGCAUGGUGUGAAUGUUCCAACCAUCGAAGAUGCAUUAGAGUUGGUAUCAGGUUCUGUACGGCAGGUUAUUCUUGAUGCUAAAGUUGGGCCACCGCUGUAUGAGAAAGGACUUGCUAAGGAUAUUCUUUCUAUCGUUGAAAAAACCAAGUGUAAAAAUUGCCUUGUAUGGGCAAAAAGUGACAGCCUAGCGAGGGAUUUGAUCAAAUUAUCCAUAGAUACAAUGGUGGGCUAUAUCGUAAUGAUAGAUGGUACGACUGGAAGUAGGAUGAAAUUGCUGAGGAUGAGAGGAGCGGGUGUGGUUGGCGUCUAUCACCCUUUGAUUGACGAACAACUUGUGAAAGUCCUCCAUAGGAGGAAAAAGAAGGUGUACGCGUGGACUGUUGAUGAAGAUGAGGCGAUGCAGAAGAUGUUGUUGGAAGGUGUGGAUGCAGUGGUCACGAGUAAUCCUUCACGGCUGCAGCGUGUUAUGCAAGAUGUUCGGACCGAAUGCUUUCGAGAAGGGUUUUCAUUGAAUUCUUAA
This is a messenger RNA of Striga hermonthica, 975 nucleotides long. The record is from the annotation of a GenBank genome assembly. Lineage: Eukaryota; Viridiplantae; Streptophyta; Magnoliopsida; Lamiales; Orobanchaceae.